AUGAGCGUUGGUACGGCUCUCGGGCCAGCGCAAGCACAAGCACAAGCACAGUCACCGUCACCGUCUACGCGGGGCGAUGGCCCCGGGACGAAGACAAUUCCUCAGAAUGAAAUACAUGCCAGCGCAGACAAAGUCGCAGAGUCAAAGACAGAGACAGAGACAGAGACAACGCCAGAGGCAGGGGAAGAAGAAGAUGCAUCCUCAACAAAGCCCUCAUCCUCAUCCUCAUCCUCAUCCUCAGGCUCGCUGCUAGCAUCUCUCUUAUCCCCGUUCAGCUCGCUCCUACAAAGGCCGCCGCCAAAGCCAGCACCACCUGCAGCUCCAGAACCAUGCACUCUGUUGAAUCCCACUGCAAAGCCAAAGCAAGAGCAAGAUACGCAAAGAAGCCCGAAUAUACAAGGUCCCUCUUCACCACCUACGGACCCAAAAUCACCUCCAACAAAGCAGACCAGCAUCCAAGAACAAGAAACCACCCCCAACGAACCACCAGAAGCCUACUACGCACCCGCAGACACCCCGACCUUCAAAGCUCUCCAGAAAAAGCGACUGAGCGGCAUCCGCACGAAGCAACUCCUGCGCGCGGCGUCCCGCGCGCACGACGAUCCCCCGCCCCCGCCGGAGCUUGGGACGUGCUGUGGAAGCUCGUGUGACCCCUGCGUGAACGAUUUGUGGAAGGAGGAGAGGGAGGUCUGGCGGGAGCGGUGGGGUGAUAGGAGGGUUGAAGGGGGGGGGAGGAAGGAGUUGGAGUGGUGA
Messenger RNA from Penicillium canariense, 753 nucleotides. RefSeq lists its product as uncharacterized. The record is from RefSeq and is a predicted model, not a curated record. The coding region runs from base 1 to 753 and encodes 250 amino acids. The transcript has a single exon. Lineage: Eukaryota; Fungi; Ascomycota; Eurotiomycetes; Eurotiales; Aspergillaceae.